CUUGUGAAAUGAAACCUUCACAUUUGUUUCUGAGCUAGACUGAGUAAAGGGGAUUUAAAGGAACUAUAAAGCUUUUAUUAAGUCGAUUUUUAGCUCUUUUUAUGCUCGUUUAAUCUGCCUUUUUUUUGGUAUUAGCCUAUUCCAGUGCCUAUUUUCCUCACAGCAUGGAACAUGAAGAAGAGCCAGGCGAUUAUUGGCAGGACGAGACAUCAGUCAAUGGGAAACAUUAUGAGUGGCAGCUGUCAAAUGGACAUCAGUGGCUGCCAGUUGACAACGACCAUGUGAUCGAGACCCACUACUGCCAACCUGGAGCUAAAGGAAUCACCCUCAACUUCAGUCAGUGGCAGGUGUUCAUAGACUUUGAUAAGUUACAGACUCUGACUGCAGAUCUGAAGGUGCAAAGGUUAAUCCUUCUUCCUCAGGGCCAGACAGAGGACAUAGGCUGGUACUUCAGAGAUGACCAGCUGUGGCGUGAAUAUGGAUCCCAGAGCUCCAGCAUGUCGUCCUCCUCAAUCAGCAGUGGAGAAAUUGAGCGCCAGUUCACUCUAAACCCUCGGGGGACCUUCAGGUUCACAGUGGGCUCGACGGGCUACUCGCUCGACUUCUCAACCAUGACCCAAACAAACUGCAUCACAGGGCUGCGCAGGAAUGUGAGAAGGCGUCCGAAAUUCACUUCCAACGCAGAGAGCCUUUACUCCACCUCAGCUUCCUCCUCCCAGCUCACUGAUGGAGGCUACAAGUGGGAGUUCAUGGGAGACGAGGGGAACUGGACAGAAUACAAAGCACAUGUAUGUUCAUUUGACAGCACUGCCAUUGAGAGUCAAUACCAGCUGAAUCCACAGGGACAACUACACUUCAAGAUCAAGAGAUAUUCAUACACGCUGGAUUUUUCAAACAUGUGUCAAGUCAAUGACAACAUCGGGACUACGAGAGGCGUGAGGAGGACUACUGACAAUGGGAGUCAACAGAACAGCAGUUCCGGCACACUGCCACGAUGGCAGUUCCAAGAUAUCGGUGGAAAAUGGAAAGAUUAUUUCAAAGGAAGCAAAGGAAGCAGCAUUUCCAGUCAGGACAUCGAGCUCAAGUACCAACAGAACCCAUCAGGAACCAUCACGUUUACCACCAAGAACUUUAGCUAUGAGCUCAACUUCUCAGCCAUGACUCAGAGGAACGUGUCCACAAACACCAUCAGAUCAGUGCGACGACUUAACCAGUGACUGUGGGACGACAACAGAUUUGGAGGUCGGAGGUUAACUUAAUGUUGAUCCUCAUAGUUACGUCACUGCCUGCCUCAGGUUGUCUCUCAUAUUGGAAUGAUUUAAUACUGUUUUUCAACAAGCUGCCUCGUUUAUUUGCUAAUAGGAUGAUUAUACUAUACCUUUUGUGCCAAAGUGUGUUUUCCUGUCCAUGGUUGGAUUUAGGGUUUGGGUUCGUUUAAAGUUAGGCAUCAUAAAUUAAUAGCGUAAGGUUGAGUGGAGAUUAAAGGGCAACUCCACCGAUUUUACACAUCACAGUCGGUUUACAGGUCUUGAGGAGUACUAUUUCAUGUGUGAAAACAUUUGUGUAAGGCCUUUUGUGGUUCCAGAGGGAACUGAAAUUUGAUAAAUUGCCUCAAGUGAUGUCACAUGAGUCAGUGUUGGUUGGAGACUACAAGUUUGAAAUUGAAAAUAAAAAAUCUAGGGGUGCGGAGUUAGAAAGAAUUGAGCUUACCAAACCUCUGUAGUCCACUGCUCAUCUCUGAUUCAGGCUAGCGGCUUGAGGCUACAUUAGCCGCUACCAGCAUAACACACCCAAGGAGGGUCCAAACAGGAGAUGCCAUGCGUCGUAUCAUUGGCGUACAACACAUGCGCAGAAAAAUCUGGUCUGCACUCACCGGAAUUGAGCAACGUACAACCGCAGCUCCAGUUACACUGCAUGUGUCAUACCACAUAGCUCAAGACCGUGUCUCAGCCUCUUUCAAUAAGCCAGGAACACCCAAAUCUCAGACCAAAUUGUCAGCAGUCGAGUUGCAUUGUGGGUAAUGUAGGCACUAGGUUUUGACAGAGAAGAGUGCAUGGAAUAAAAAAAAAAAGACGACAUCUCUGGUUCUGCUGCAUCAAUUUUAAUCCUUUUUGUUUUAAACUGUCCAUCACUUGUCCGACAGUGUUAUUAUAGCAGUAGUACUUUUUUUAAGGUAAGGGAAAGCACAAAUUGAUGGGGAAACACACUCGACACCUCUUUUAAACUAAAACCAAACGGGUGUUUACCAAUGUUUCAUAUAACUGCCUAUUUUUUGUGCAUCUUAAAAUGUUAAUGCUUCAUAAAUACUGCCUUGUAAUUGGAGCACUUUUUAAAAAGAAUGUGAUGUUUACCUUUUGACAAGAUACCUCUCUUAACCUAAAACCAAAGGCAAGUUAACUUUGAUGUUUCAUUUAAACAUGGAAAUCUUAAAUGUUCAUUAACACUGCCAUGUAAUCAGUGCACUUUUUCUAAAUUAAAGUUGCAUACACCCCA
Sebastes umbrosus (honeycomb rockfish) is the source of this 2493-nucleotide messenger RNA. RefSeq lists its product as uncharacterized. The record is from RefSeq and is a predicted model, not a curated record. The coding region runs from base 165 to 1217 and encodes 350 amino acids. Gene Ontology annotation, molecular function: zinc ion binding. NCBI's taxonomy places the organism in Eukaryota, Metazoa, Chordata, Actinopteri, Perciformes, Sebastidae. The transcript is spliced from 11 exons.